Molecule: messenger RNA, 2257 nt
Organism: Phacochoerus africanus (Common warthog)
Lineage: Eukaryota; Metazoa; Chordata; Mammalia; Artiodactyla; Suidae
Product: cytochrome P450 4F3-like
Exons: 13
Coding region: 111-1703 (530 amino acids)
Molecular function (GO): oxidoreductase activity, acting on paired donors, with incorporation or reduction of molecular oxygen; heme binding; iron ion binding
Source: RefSeq, a predicted model, not a curated record
CUUGACAGAAGGUGACAGGCUGGGGGUCAAGGGGCUUGGGGUCCUGGCCUAGGCUAGGGGAGGACACUGCCCAAGGCAGGGUGGCUCCAGGGAAUGAGCUGGCCUAGGAGAUGAGUGGACACCAUGGGAUGCUACAGCUGAGUCUGUACAAGAUGGGAAUGUGGCUCAUGGCAGCCUCACCAUGGCUUCUCCUGCUGCUGGUUGGGGCCUCCUGGCUCCUGGUCCAAGUCCUGGUCUGGACCUACACCUCCUAUGACAAUGCUCGCCGCCUCCGAGGUUUCCCGCAGCCUCCAAAACGGAACUGGUUCUUGGGUCACCUGGGCCUGAUUCAGAGCUCAGAGGAGGGUCUCCUGUAUACACAGGAGCUGGCCAGCACCUAUGGGGAUGUGUGCUGCUGGUGGGUGGGACCCUGGCAUGCAGUCAUCCGCAUCUUCCACCCCACCUGCAUCAAGCCUGUGCUCUUUGCUCCAGCUGCCAUUGCACCCAAGGCCUCAGUCUUCUAUGACUUUCUGAAGCCCUGGCUGGGAGAUGGGCUCCUGCUGAGUGCUGGUGACAAGUGGAGCAGCCACCGUCGCAUGCUGACACCUGCCUUCCACUUCAACAUCCUGAAGCUCUAUACGAAGAAUUUCAGUGACAGCGUGAAUGUCAUGCAUGCCAAGUGGCAGCACCUGGUCACAGAGGGCCACACCCGUCUGGACAUGUUUGAACACAUCAGCCUCAUGACCCUAGACAGUCUACUGAAAUGUGUCUUCAGUUUUCACAGCAAUUGCCAGGAGAAGCCCAGUCACUAUAUUGCUGCCAUCUUGGAGCUCAGUGCCCUUGUGGCAAAACGGCACCAGCAGAUCUUCCUGCACCUGGACUUCCUGUACUACCUCACCCCUGAUGGGUGGCGCUUCCAUAAGGCCUGCCACCUAGUGCACGACUUCACAGAUGCCGUCAUCCAGGAGCGACGCCGCACCCUCCCCAAAGAGGGUAUUGAUGACUUCCUCAAGGCCAAGGCUAAGGCUAAAACUUUGGACUUCAUUGAUGUGCUCCUGCUGACCAAGGAUGAAGAUGGGAAGAGAUUGUCAGAUGAAGAUAUCCGAGCUGAAGCUGACACUAUCAUGUUUGGGGGCCAUGACACCACAGCCAGUGGCCUCUCCUGGGUCCUGUACAACUUGGCAAAGCACCCAGAAUACCAGGAGCACUGCCGGCAGGAGGUGCAUGAGCUCCUGAGGGACCGUGAGCCUAAAGAGAUUGAAUGGGAUGACCUGGCACAGCUGCCCUUCCUGACCAUGUGCAUCAAGGAGAGUCUGCGGUUGCAUCCUCCAGUCACUGUCAUCUCCCGUCGCUGUACCCAGGACACUGUGCUCCCAGAUGGCCGGAUCAUCCCCAAAGGUGUUAUCUGCCUCAUCAGUAUUUUUGGGACCCACCACAAUCCAUCAGUGUGGCCAGAUCCUGAGGUCUAUGAUCCCUUCCGCUUCGACCCAGAAAACAUCAAGGGGAGAUCACCUCUGGCUUUUAUCCCCUUCUCAGCAGGGCCCAGGAACUGCAUUGGGCAGACGUUCGCCAUGACUGAGAUGAAGGUGGUCCUGGCACUCACGCUGCUGCGUUUCCGUGUCCUGCCAGACAAGGAGGAGCCACGCAGGAAACCAGAGCUGAUCCUGCGGGCGGAGGGUGGACUUUGGCUGCAACUGGAGCCUCUGAGCACUGGCCAGCAAUGACCUACCACCUCCUGGCCUGGGAUCCAUCCUGACCCUACACACCUCACUUAGCAGAAUCCUAAGAAUAAAAUUGUGCUGCCCCCCUGCCUGAACCCAAAGACAACCAGUGGGGGGUGCUUUGGCCAGGCAGAUGGAUGUAGCUGUGAGUGUGGAGGACUGUGACAGAGGGGGAAUAUUGAUAUGGUAGCUGGAGCUCCAUCUUGGAUCAGGAGGAGAAGACCACUCUUUAGGGAAGGUGGAUCAGAGAGCUAGAUGCACUCAAGGUCAGGUGACCCUGGAUCCACCACUCCUUGCCAUUGUGUUAUCAAGGUCCCCAUCCCAGUCUGCCAUUUACUAGCUGUUUCACUUGGAGAAAAUCUUUUAUGUCUCUAAGCUUCAGUUCCAUGCUAUUCUUCUGCUGUUGCUGAGAUUGAAAAAGCAAGCACAUGUAAAACCACUGACUCAACAUCUGGUAAGCAUCAGUACUCAAUAGAGGUGAAUUUCCUCCCUUCCUUUUUUUUUCUGUCUUUUUGCCUUUUCUAGGGCCAUUCCUGUGGCAUAUGGAGAUUCCCAGG